Aedes albopictus (Asian tiger mosquito) is the source of this 1429-nucleotide messenger RNA. Its product is annotated as phenoloxidase-activating factor 1. NCBI's taxonomy places the organism in Eukaryota, Metazoa, Arthropoda, Insecta, Diptera, Culicidae. The coding region runs from base 71 to 1429 and encodes 452 amino acids. Gene Ontology annotation, biological process: proteolysis. Gene Ontology annotation, molecular function: serine-type endopeptidase activity. The transcript is spliced from 3 exons. The record is from RefSeq and is a predicted model, not a curated record.
ACGCGCAAGCAUACUCUGUUCUCAACGGGCGGUCACAAUUAUCGAUCAUAUUUGUCCAAGAAGAGUAAUCAUGGGAACCAAAGUGAUUGUGUCUCAGUUACUUCUGUUAAUGUGGUAUCAAUUGAGCCAAGCGGCGACGAUGGUUCCGGCAUCACCAUGCAGUGAUAAGUUCUCGUACAAAUUUUAUCCUGGUAGUAAGCAGAUAAUUGGUUACAUACAGCUUAGUGGUUUAAAUGCAGAUGUAACAAACACACUCGAGGUGAAGGUCUACGAAGGAGCUUCGAGAUCAGGACAGAAAACUUACCUUAAUACCUACAAAUCGCUCGACUCUACGUACAACGACAUCAAAAACUAUGGAACUGCAAAAUUUUGGUUAAAUUUCGCAUUGCAAUGCCCUAUACCUGUGCUGGUUUCGAUGAGUAUUAACGGAAAGCUGAUAUGUUCCGGAACACCACGGCAAGCAGUGAGAACAAUGACUCAUAGUAUUAUUCCUCCAAAGAAAACUGCUGCACCGACCGUUGGUAGAAUAUUUUCUGCUCCUGCACAAACCACAGCCAAACCCAUAGUUACAUCUUCAGCACCGGUUGAAAAGCAAGACAUUUGUGGCACCUUCAGCCUAUUGACUGAUCUCUCCUUUAAUGGCACACCAUCUCGGGUGGGGCAAUUUCCGUGGGCUGUACCACUUUUCCAUCACAAUGCGACAUCCGGUCUCAAAUACUUCUGUGGUGGAACAAUCGUUACGGAUCGCCAUAUCUUAACCGCGGCUCACUGCACGAUAAACAUGCGCCCCCAAGAAAUCCUGGCCAUUCCCGGGAAACACAACAUCUCGAAUACAUUCGCCAUAAAUGGCGCUGUUCAUGCAAACGUACAACAGAUUGUGAGCCACGAAGACUACGACAGUGACAGUGAACACCUCGUAGAUCAAGAUGCGGAUAUUGCUGUCUUACGAUUGGAGCAAUCACUUACUUUUACGAACUUGAUUAGACCAAUCUGUUUGUGGCGAGACCAGAACUCACCGAGUGUUAACCGUAAUCAAAAAGGUCUAGUGUCAGGCUGGGGCCUUACCGAAAACGGAUAUGCUAACACUUCUUCCUAUUACACGAGUACCAUUGUUAGUAAACAGCAGUGCAGCGAUAACAUGGGCGUUAGUAUUCCUAACAGGGCCAGACUGUUCUGUGGCGAUGGAUCAGGUUCUGUCGCUUGCGAAGGUGACUCCGGUAGUGCAAUGGCUGUAAAACAUGACAAUCGGUUUUAUUUACGAGGCUUAGUAUCCAAAGCGGCCUGGGAUCCACUAAUUGGGAAAUGCGAUACGACCAAAUAUGUAAUGUACACCGAUGUAUCGAAGUUUAUAGGUUGGAUAUUGCAGAAAAUUGAUAAUGAUGAUGGUGAUGAUGGUGAUGAUUAUAAUUAUGAUUAUGAUGAUGAAUAA